Triticum turgidum subsp. durum (durum wheat) is the source of this 2361-nucleotide messenger RNA. NCBI's taxonomy places the organism in Eukaryota, Viridiplantae, Streptophyta, Magnoliopsida, Poales, Poaceae. The record is from the annotation of a GenBank genome assembly.
AUGGAGAUCGCCGGGGACGCCGCCGCGAGCGGUGGCCGCGGCAUCCGCGACCUGCCGCCGCUGAAGCGGUUCAAGUUCGUCGGCUCCAACCUCGGGUCAGCGCCGUGCCCGCCGCUGCCCGCCAAGAAGCGCGCGCUCCCGCCGCUGCCGGAGGCGGCGCCUGCCCCUGCCUGCCUUCCGGCGAAGAAGCGCGCGUGUGCGCCACCGCUGGAUGCCAUCUCGCCGGCGUGUCUUCCGGCCAAGAAGCGCGUCCACGUGCGCCCCCCUCCGCCGGAGGAUAACGCUCCUCCUCCCUCCGUCCCGUACAAGAAGCCUCCCCUCGUUCCGGUGAAGAAGCGCGUCGAGGUGCCGCCGCUCCCGCAGCGCGUCGUCAACGCCAAUCCAUUCGUUCCGGCCAAGAAGCGCGUCCAGGCGCCGUCGCCCCCGGAGUACGCUGCUGCUCCGCCCCCCGUCCCGGUGAAGAACCAUGCCCAGAUGCCGCCGCGCCCGGGGAGCAUCGUCGCCGCUACCCCAGGCGUCCCGGCGAAGAAGCGUGUCCAGGCUCCAUCGCCCCUGGAGCACGCCGCCCCUCCCCCGACCGUUCCGGCCAAGAAGCGGGUCCAGGCGCCGUCGCCCCUGGGGAUCGCCGCUGCUCCUCUCUCCGUCCCGGCCAAGCAGCGCGUCCCUGUGCGGUCGUGCCCGGAGGGCGUCGCCACCGCCCCCUCCGUCCAGACCAACAAGCGCGUUCCGUGGCAAUCGCCCCCGGAGGACGCUUCUGCUCGGGCCCCGGUUUGCCUCCCGGCGAAUAAGCGCGUGAUGUCGCAGUUCAUCCCGCCCUCUCCAUCUUCAUCGAUGAAGUCAGAUGGGGCUCGCGUCGGCGCCCUCAAAGAAGCCUGUCCUCAAGGCUUCGUUGAAAGCGGCGCCGCCACCUAUCCUAAGGCGGCGAAUGGUGCUGAAGCGUCCAAGAUGACCAACAAGCCCGACGAAGUCAAGGAUCAGGUGUUCCAGAAAUCCCGCAGAACAAACACCGCAAAAAGAGCGAGUGGCCUGCACUGCAAGAAGCUCUCCGAUGUCAUCAAUGGCAUGCAAUCUGAAGUUCAGUCCGAAGAGCUCAAGAAAUUCGAGCCAGCGAGUGAUCUGCACUGCAAGAAGCUCUCUGAAGUCGUCGGUAGCAUGCAGUCUGAAGUUCAUGCCGAAGAGCCCAAGAAGUUCGAGCAAACUAGUGAUCUGCACUGCAAGAAGCUCUCCGAUGCCGUCAAUGACACACAAUCUGAAGUUCAGGCCAAAGCGCUCAAGACAUUCGAGCAAACUAGUGAUCUGCACUGUAAGAAGCUCUCUGAUGUCGUCGGUAGCAUGCAAUCUGAAGUUCAAGCCGAAGACCUCAAGAAAUUCGAGCAAACUAGUGACCUGCACUGCAAGAAGCUCCCCGAUGCCGUCAAUGACGCACAGUCUGAAGUUCAAGCCGAAGUGCUGAAGAAAUUCGAGCAAACGAGUGAUCUGCAUUGCAAGCUCUCCAAUGCCGUCAACGGCGAACAAUCUGAAGCUCAAGCCGAAGUGCUUGAGAAAUUCGAGCAAACGGCUGAUGUGCACUGCAAGAAGCUCCCCAAUGUAGUCGAUGACGAACAGUGUCAAGUUCAAGCGGAGGCGCUCACGAAAUUCGACCACGCGAUUGUUCCUGAAGUGGCAGCGCCAGCACGCGAGGAGGAACACACGCAGGAAGACGAAGAAGUGGCGGCCGAGCGAAGGCAAGAUGCUCUCGCGGAAGAAGAGGACGACGGCAUCCUCUGCGCGGUCUGCCGAAGCACCGACGGCGACCAGUCGGACCCCAUCGUGUUCUGCGACGGGUGCGACCUCAUGGUGCACGCCACGUGCUACGGCAACCCGCUGGCCCAGUCCAUCCCGGACGGCGACUGGUUCUGCUCGCUCUGCUCCGUCAAGCCCGCCGCCGCCGCGGGGAAGAAGGGCAAGCCGGCACGCCCGCCCUGCCGCCUCUGCCCGGCGAGGGGCGGCGCCAUGAAACGCACCACGGACGGCGCGUGGGCGCACAUCGCGUGCGCGCUGCUGGUGCCGGAGGUGUUCUUCGGGGACCCGGACGGGCGCGAGGCCAUCGACUGCUCCCUCGUGCCCGGCCGGCGGUUCACCAGGCACUGCUACAUCUGCGAGAGCAGCAGGGGCUGCGCGCUCGAGUGCUCCCAGCCCAAGUGCGACCUCGGGUUCCACGUCUCCUGCGGCCUCAACGGCGGCCUCUGCAUCGAGUACCGCGAGGAGAAGGGCGGCGGCGUCGUCGCCGGCUUCUGUAGGGAGCACACCAAGCUCUGGGAGAAGGUAAAAUCCUGUGAUUUUCUUGUCAUUGUCUUGUUUGAGCUUGCUUCAGCGAUCUGA